AUGUCCGGAAUACCAGACCUCGACGACCGCACGCUUUUCCCUCCAUUCCUGGAUCUGCCCGAAGCCGAGGAUGGGGAUGCGGCCACCGAGAAGAAGACGGCCGGCCAGCCAGCCCUCCUCGCUCAGGUCAAGAACAACAUGACCAUCAACAAGCCGACGCUUGUGCUGAGCGACCGCGACGGCCACUCAUUCGCGCUCGUCUUUGACGGCCUGGACCGCGACGGCCUCGACCUGGAGGGCCUUGGCUUCCGACCAGGAACCACCAUCCUGGUUCCUGCAGCCAGAAGAACGAUCCCGGCGGCACGCGCGGACGACGGCAGUAGUAGCCCGGAGACGAUCAACAGCAAGGCGGCCAGACGUCCGUUUCUGCGCAUUCCCGCCGGCCAGGCAGACACGGUGCAGGUGAUGCCGGCUGCGCUGGACCAGGUCGUAGCAGCAGCAUCGCGACUUCGGCUACGGGAGCAGCAGCACGAAACGGGCCAAGACAGGCAGUGCAGUACCUGCGGGACGACGCCAGAUGCCGGACCCGCCGCCAAGCGUCUGCUGAAGUGUACAGGAUGCAGCGAAGCGUGGUACUGCAACAAGGCUUGCCAGACCCAGGGCUGGAAAGACGGACACAAGGGAGAAUGCAAGGCGAUCCGAGCGGUGGCUACAGUCUGGGGCAGCUGA
Molecule: messenger RNA, 669 nt
Organism: Grosmannia clavigera kw1407
Lineage: Eukaryota; Fungi; Ascomycota; Sordariomycetes; Ophiostomatales; Ophiostomataceae
Product: zinc finger, mynd-type domain containing protein
Exons: 2
Coding region: 1-669 (222 amino acids)
Source: RefSeq, a predicted model, not a curated record